AUGUUGCUGUGGUGAAGGCGGGAGGACGAGAAGCAGAAGUUUUGAUGACUGUUGCAUCUUGCGAGCAGGGAAGUAAAAAUAUUUGUGUUGACGUGUAAGGCUAAACCACUCCACACCCACCUGAGUUAGCGUAUUGUAUCCCAGCUAUAUCUUAAUAUCGACUUCAUGUGUGUUUAAGCGAACUGUCGGGGUUAAAUAGAGUUCGCGUUACCGUAGUAACUUGGUAAGUAAGCUACCGUUAGCAGCUAGCUAACGUCAAUCUGAUAUUGAUAUCUGGGUCAGUGCGUUAACGUGAGGUCAGCGGGCCUCCUUCAGGGGAAUGGCAGCAAAGAAACCAACAGAAAAUGAAGCCAGCCUUCCCUUUGCUGCACUUCAGCUGCUGGCCCCGCCGGUGCGCCUGGUGUCUGCCGCCCUGUGGAAGGUGAUGAAGCACAGGGAUGUGAUGCAGUAUGGCACCGUGGAGGAGUUUGUGACAUCGGCUUGUGAGAAUGUCCCCGGGCUGCUCACUUUGAGACAUCAGGCCAAGCUCACGCUGGGGCUGAGAGCACGGUUAAUCUUGGAGCUCUUUGCCAGUCAGGAUCAGCCAGAUCCGUCGGUGAUCAAAUCGCACAUGAAGAGGAUCCGUGUCCCGACACCUUCCACAGCAAUGAAGAAAAAAGAUAUCAAAAUUGAGAAAACAGUCAGCAAUUUCCAGGCACUGGUUCGGACACUUCUGAGUAACCCUGCUGAAAAAGAGCACUUCUUAAAGGAGGAGUUUCCUGUGGAUUACGGUCCUCUGUAUGACCAGGAAUUGGAGAAGCUGUUGUGGGAGUUUCUGAUUCGACUGGACCAAUUGCUCCCAGUCCCUAACCUUUCUCAGACGGUGUCAUGGCUCAGCACUGCCCCCCCAGUCUUGGAAGAGUGUGCACGGUCAGCCACCCAGCCUCAGCUCCUCAAGAUCCUGCUGCAGCACCAAACCUGUCUGGGCCAUCUGGAGUCAGCAGCUUCCCUCCCCCCAAACAUGGGGGACUCCAUCCUGUCUUCACUCUCUCUCCCACCCUCUGGAAGAGUACCUUCAGCCCAGCCAACAGGAUCCAGAAACACCAGUGCGGCCCAGUCCGACAGCUCUGGUCCGCUACCAAAGACCAGUUGCACACAAACAGGAGGCGAGACACAUUCAUUAACACCUGUUAUUGGACUGAUAUCCAGUGAAGAUGUGCCAGUCAUGAUCUCUGCCAAUAAGAAGAAACUGAGAGGUGAGCAGCUAGCCAGCUCAAAAGAUGCAACGAAUGAGGAUUUGGAACCAAAAGGAAACAUGACAUUCACUGUUAUUAAAAGGAGGCAAGAAUCCAGAGGUGAAGAACAAGUGGAGGAGGACGGGGGUAUGCCAGAGAGAAGCAGUGGAAUUAAACGCAAGCACCCUAACCAAAGACAAAGUGACUCUGAUGAAGAGGAAGAGGAAGUGAGAGCCACCAGGACUGGGAAGAAGAGGAUCACUAGGAGUCUGAGAAACAGCAUCAGCAAGCUGAAGCAGAACAGACGAGACCUGAGAUCAAAGGGGAACAGAGAGAAGUGCACUAACACGGGAGCAGACAAGUCUGACAGAGCAGCAGUAACAUCCUCUGUGACCCAGUUGGACUUCAAAUUGCUCAAGCUGCCUGAAGAUCCGUCCCUCUUCUCCGUUUUGAGUUGCUGUCUGCACAACCAGCCCUCAGUUAUUGUCAGUCGCCUCAAAUUGACUUCGUCCAACACCAAUGAGAGCAGCAGAGGAGCAAAACCCUCACCUGUGCUGCCCCAGGAUGAAGGCAAGAGGUCACCUGUGGUGGCUCGUACUCAGAGCAGCACGAGCCACUGUCUCCAAAGGCCUGAGUUUGAUUCUCCUGGCUUGGAUGAUAAAGAAAAUCAUCCUGCAUUACCAGGUAAAAGCAGUUCUUCCUCUGCCCGAAGGAGGAAUACAGAAGCAGUUCUCUCUCCUGGAGACAGUGAAGACUUCAUAGGGGAUUCUGAAGAUGAGGCGACCAAGAACUUCAAAAGCAGGCUGUUUCAGAAGCGCUACUGCAAGACCAAACAUGGCACCUACGUGCCCACUCUGAGGGAGUUCUGCAAACCAAGGAGGGACAGGCGGGACUUGUUGUCUCCUGGCAAUGGACAUAGGUGAUGAGGCAUCAUCUCUGCCUGGACUGGUGCAGAUACUGCAAUAUAAGCAUCUCUUAAAUUUAUAAUGUUACAGAAAUUGUCAGUGAGUACAGUAUACAAGUGUCUGUCACAAAGACCGCCCAUAAGAACCCAGCAGCUGUGCACUACAAGCUAAAUUACAUUGUUUGUGUGCAGUAAUAUAUCAGUGGACAGUUCACAUUAUGUUAAUUAGCUUUUCCUCAUAUAUGUCUCAGCUCCGGAAGCUUACUUCUUUUAUUAAAAACAUGAAUUUUGUGCCUUGGCUAGAGAUAUAGUUGUUGUGGUUUCAGAAACCUCACAAUAAAAUAGCUCUUUGGUCCUCUGGUUUAAAAUCAAUUCAGAACCAGACACUGAAAGUAAUUUGACAUUUCACUCAACAUCAACACCAGACAUGUUCGACGGUUUGGGCUGUUUUUUCUGUGAGUUGGUUUUCUCUACCAGCUGCUCCCACUGGUCAUCAGACAAGAUUUGGGAUGCAGCAGCCACUGCAGCUGAUGAACAUGUUGCUACUUCCCUGCCUUGGAUUUAUGUUUUUAGUCGACCUUGUGGGUUUCAGCCGCAUCAGAGAUUUUUUUAAGUGCAAUGUGUGUCAUGGUGGUAUGCCAUUGCCAUGUUAUGUUUUUUUUUUCUGUCUAGAGCACACUUAAGCACAUGUAAUCCAGACUAUAAAGUGCACAGAACAGAAACCCCAGAUCGCAUUAUAUGUAGGUGCUAUUAUGCAUGAUAAGAGACAUGGCUAGAUAAGUCUUUGUUUUAUUUAACAAUAUUUUACUGUAAAGUGUGUCAGUAUGUUAUGUCUACAUAGUAUUAACUGUAUUUGUUAGAAAUUAGUGGCAUUGCAAUAUAUGUUAAGCCUGGUAACUGCUAUAUACUGAUUUAAUAAAGAAUUGU
Molecule: messenger RNA, 3045 nt
Organism: Myripristis murdjan (pinecone soldierfish)
Lineage: Eukaryota; Metazoa; Chordata; Actinopteri; Holocentriformes; Holocentridae
Gene: tinf2
Product: TERF1 (TRF1)-interacting nuclear factor 2
Exons: 10
Coding region: 320-2137 (605 amino acids)
Biological process (GO): telomere capping; regulation of telomere maintenance via telomere lengthening
Cellular component (GO): shelterin complex
Molecular function (GO): telomeric repeat DNA binding
Source: RefSeq, a predicted model, not a curated record